AUGGCUUUUAAGGACACCGGAAAGACGCCUGUGGAACCGGAGGUGGCCAUUCACCGGAUUAGAAUUACCCUAACCAGCUGCAAUGUCAAAUCCCUGGAGAAGGUGUGUACCGAUUUGAUCAGAGGCACAAAGGAGAAGAACCUGAAGGUGAAGGGACUGGUCAGGAUGCCUCCCAAGACUCUGAGAAUCACUACAAGGAAGACUCCUUGUGGGGAAGAUUCCAAGACCUGGGAUCGUUUUCAGGUGAGGAUCCACCAGCCACUCACUGACUUGCGUAGGCCUUUUGAGAUUGUCAAGCAGCUCACCUCCAUCAGCAUUGAGCCUGGAGUAGAGGAAAAGUGUGAUCGCGUCUUCAAUGUCUUCUGCUUGUAUGGCAAUGUGGAGAAGGUGAAAUUCAUGAAAAGCAAGCCAGGGGCUGCCAUGGUAGAAAUGGCUGAUGGCUAUGCCGUCGACCGGACCAUCACCCACCUCAACAACAACUUCAUGUUUGGGCAGAAGCUGAAUGUCUGUGUCUCCAAGCAACCAGCCAUCAUGCCUGGUCAGUCAUACGGGCUAGAAGACGGGUCUUGCAGUUACAAAGACUUUAAUGGCUUAAGAAACAAUCGAUUUUCCACCCCGGAGCAGGCAGCCAAGAACCGCAUCCAGCACCCAAGCAAUGUGCUGCAUUUCUUCAAUGCUCCCCUGGAGGUGACCGAGGAGAACUUCUUUGAGAUCUGUGACGAGCUAGGAGUGAAGCGGCCAUCUUCUGUGAAAGUGUUCUCAGGCAAGAGUGAACGCAGCUCCUCUGGGCUGCUGGAGUGGGAAUCCGAGAGUGAUGCCCUGGAGACACUGGGCUUCCUGAACCAUUACCAGAUGAAAAACCCAAACGGGCCAUACCCAUACACCCUGAAGUUGUGUUUCUCCACUGCUCAGCAUGCCGCCUAA
Messenger RNA from Elephantulus edwardii (Cape elephant shrew), 924 nucleotides. RefSeq names its product heterogeneous nuclear ribonucleoprotein L-like. Gene Ontology annotation, biological process: translation. The record is from RefSeq and is a predicted model, not a curated record. The coding region runs from base 1 to 924 and encodes 307 amino acids. Gene Ontology annotation, cellular component: ribosome; cytosolic small ribosomal subunit. The transcript is spliced from 2 exons. Gene Ontology annotation, molecular function: nucleic acid binding; structural constituent of ribosome. NCBI's taxonomy places the organism in Eukaryota, Metazoa, Chordata, Mammalia, Macroscelidea, Macroscelididae.